This is a messenger RNA of Sipha flava (yellow sugarcane aphid), 11306 nucleotides long. Its product is annotated as transformation/transcription domain-associated protein-like. Lineage: Eukaryota; Metazoa; Arthropoda; Insecta; Hemiptera; Aphididae. Bases 433 to 11235 code for a protein of 3600 amino acids. The record is from RefSeq and is a predicted model, not a curated record. Gene Ontology annotation, molecular function: transcription coregulator activity; protein binding. The transcript is spliced from 61 exons. Gene Ontology annotation, cellular component: SAGA complex; nucleus; NuA4 histone acetyltransferase complex. Gene Ontology annotation, biological process: DNA repair; regulation of DNA-templated transcription.
CGUUUUUACGCGUCUCGUCAUCAUUCGUAUUCCUCGCUCCUACUCCGUCGACAACUCCCGGACUCUGUUGCUACCGCCGCCGCCGACGCCGCCGCCACCACUAUCAUCCGCCUGUCAUCGUCAAUGCCCGCGUUCGUACCGGUGAUAAUACCACGGUCGCCGUCUAUUGGCGUUAUCAUUGCGGAACAUUUCAAAUAGGUAAUCAAUAUUUAUCGUAAGAAUUCAAUUUUUUUUUUCACCGCUCACGAUUGAUUCGAAUGGCAAAUGCAGCGCAAUAGUGUUACGUUUGCCGUUCGCGUGAUGUUGUUCGCCAUGAUGGUUCGUUCGACUGUCACGGUCGCAUGACAAUGAAAUUCGGCUGACGAAACGUAUAUGCGUUGCGAUCUCGCGACAUAAGAUCAUUGGAUAUUCUCGAAGAGGUUUCAUUAAAACAUGGAGGCUGUUCGAAAAUUAACAAAUAUUAGGCCAGUGGCUCCAAUAAAUUUGGAUAUGAUAUUAAAUAAUUCUGUGAACUUAAAAACUAAACUACAGCUCAUAUCAAGAGUACAUGAUAAUCUUGAUCAAUUUGCCCAAAAUCAAGUUUAUUUUGAAAAUAUGAUUAUUAUUGUUCUUAAAAUGCUAUCUAAUACUGAUCCAGUUUUCACUCCAGAUCAUGAUGUUUUUAAAUUAAGAAAAUGUCUACUUCAAAUAAUUUAUAAAAUCUGUAGCAGCAGCGAGAAAAUUAAAAAUCAUGUUCAAAAUAUAAUGGAUGCAUGCUUGAAAGUUAUUGAAACGGAUAAUGAACAAUGUGUUAUGUACUGUGUAUUGAUCUUAAAAGAAUUAUUAACUUCUUUUAAACCAACAUUUGAUGGUUGUUUCAAAAUUCAGAUAAUCCAAUUUUUAAAAUUAAUUUUUGAUAUAUUUAAUAAUUCAUCAACUACAGAAAAAAUUUUUAACUUUCAAAAGACUUCUGAUUUAAAAGUAUUAAUCAAUACUAUACGUUUGACUACUACUAUUACAAAGAACAAUAUUAAUUAUGUAUUUAUACCUAUGGGAAAAUUAUCAUCUAAAAUUUUAAAAGAACUAGCUCUAAUAUUAAAAAUGUAUUAUGGAAUGUAUCAUGGUAUACAGUCUUUUAUGAAGGAAAUAAUAGAAAAUUUUCCGAUUCUUAUGAAUUUUUUCUGUUUAGACAUACCUUUUAAACCUGAUUACAGAGAUAUGGUAAUAGAUUUUAAGUUUGCUCAAAUUAGGUUAUUGGGUUUUUUUUCAUUAAUGAUAAAAGACCAUAAGGAUGAUAUAUUUCAACAUUGUUCUUCAUUUGCCAGUAAAGUUAUUAGUUUGUUGAACUGUAAUAUAUCAGCUGAUGUGAGCGGUCUGCGAAUAGAAUUGCUUUCUGGAUUUGAAUCUUUAAUACUUAUUGACUAUAAAUAUGAAUUUGUACCAUUUAUGGAUUCAUUUUUAGAUGAAACUUUAAUCACUGGUAGAAGUUGGUCUUUAAAAAAUGAAUUAAGAACUAGAGCAUAUAUAUACAUUGAUCAUCUUAUUACUUAUUUGCACAAUCGAUUAUCAUUGAAUUUUCUUGUGCGUGUAGUUCAUUUUCAUUUUUCUAAUAUGUUAGAUCCUACGCUUCAACCUGACGUUCAAAUAAAUCUUAUAAAUAUGGUUAUGAUUUCAUUAACACACAUAAUUCAAAAACAAAAUCAUUUAAUUACCAACUUAAAUACAAUUGAAAAGAAUAAGAACCCUCUAAUAGACAUAUUAUUUAGAGUAAUUCAGAUUUUUGUUAUCAAGUUAAAACAAUUUCAAAAGUUUUAUUUUCCUAAAUUAAAAAAUAUUUCUCAAGAAAAUAUGAAAGAAAGUAUUUCGUCAAUUGUAGCUGAAAAUGAAAAACCUACCAAGUUUGUUUAUGGAUAUCAUUUUUCACAAAUACCUCUAUAUACCGUUGCAGAUAGUCAACGAUUUGUCACAAUUAUCAUUUCAGCAUUUAGACAAAUAUUUCAAAUUAUUGUUAAAAUUGAAGGAAGGCAAUUUUCAAUAGAAUAUUAUAACAAGAAGUCAUUUAAAAUGUUUAUAAAACAUUCAUUGUCAUCAUUAAAAGUUUUUAGUUGUCCCAUUAAAAAAAAAUUGAUGAUUAAAGAAAUUCUUAGUGCUAUUUCAUGUAUUGAUCCCAUUUAUUUAAAACUACUGCUUCUCGAAAAUACCAUAGUUAAACUGAUCUAUACUAAUCAAUUAGAAGCAUUAGUACUUGACUUGGCAUUGAAUAAUGAUGUUUUGUUUCAAACUUUUAGUUGUGUUAUUUUUGAAUAUAUACUUAACAAUUUAUUGGUUGAAAUUGAAAAACAGUGUAUAUUUGAUUUGGUUAAAAGACUUCAAUCAAAUUUCAAAUAUAAUAAAAAUGAGAAAGUUACCUAUGAAUAUUUAUACAAAAUUAUUAAAAUGUUGUUAAACAUUAUACAAAAUACAAAAUAUCCUGUUUCUUAUCUGGAAAUACUAAAAACAAUACUCAAUAUUGUUGAAUCAAUUAAGUAUGAUUAUGAUGAAAAUAUGAAUACAGUACUUAAAUGUUUGUUUAAUGAUUUAUUUGUGUACCAUCAAAGUUUACCAGAAUCUUCAAUUGUUUUAAAAACGACUUUAGCAGAGUUAUGUUUAGCUGAAUGUGUAUUUAAAGUGGUGUUUCAAUCUCAAACAAUAAAUAUAUUGUCUGUUAUUGUAUAUUCAUUAUACAUACCUGAAUUAACUCCUCAAGGAUUUGGUAUUUUAGAAAAAUGCUUAAAUAUUUUACCAAAUUUUUUUGAUAAUGAAUCUGUUGUUCAUGUUAGAAAUGACAUCAGUAAAGGAUUGUGCCAUUGUUUAAGUAGUCCUAUUGAGUCAAUUUCACAACCAGCCAUUAAUUUACUUGGAAAGUUUGGGGGUUUCAAUAGAAGUGCAAUUGUGAAACCUUAUUAUCUUAAUGCUCAGAAACAAUUCAACAAUGUUUCUGAUAAACCUAAAUUAUAUGUAUCAUUUGAAGAAUAUAAUGAUCAAUCAAUAGAAAUUUAUAUUGCACCAGGUUUGGAUGCUGCAAUUGAAACAUUAAUGACAAAGUCUGAUAGAUUUCUUAGAGCCCACAGUUGGGAUGUCAUAAAAGGGUUCUUUACAUUAUCAAUGGAUUAUGAUAAUAAUAAUAUUAUUAAACUACUAUCAAACAUCAACUGGGAAACUUUUAGAAAAAUAUCAAAACUGGAAUUAAAUUAUAGUAAAACAUUUAUAGAUGAAACAUUUAUUAAAGCUUUAAUUGGAUUAUUAAUUUGCUGUAAUGAUGAAUACAUGAAAAUGGAUGCUAUUAAUUAUUUUAAUAUGUUCACCAAACGGUUUAUGCAUGUUUCUAUUUGUUACUUCUAUGAUAUUUCAUGUGGACGAUCUUUAGAAGUUCAUCCAUUCACUAUAUGUGAUGCCAUUUCUUUUAUAUUAUCAAAUGAAAAUGAAUCAGUUUCUGACUUUGGUGAAUUAGCAAUAGAAAUAGUUAUUGAUGAAUUGUGUAGUAUUUUAGGAUAUAAUAUGAUUAAUUACCCUCUUAUAACUUACAUGCUAAAACAAUUUUGUGAGUAUUGCUAUGACCCAAAUUGGAUUCGUAAACUUGGUGGUUGUUCUGGAAUCCACAUUUUGUUUUCAAAAAUAUUUAAGAAACAAUCUGAUGCAAAAGAAUAUUCCAAUUGGUUUAUUAAACAUUUUGUUGAUGCAUUUAGAGCUACACUGUUUAUAUUUUCUGAUUUGCGAGGAAAUUUAACAUUUGGUACCUUGGAUAUAGCGAGAAAAAAUUUGGACGCCAUGUUACACUGGUUUUACUUGAUUAAACCAUCCAAUUCAUUUCAACAUUACUUCCAGAAAACUAUUUUGAAAGAGCUUACUAAAAACAUAAUAAAUCCAAAUGAUAUACUAAGGGAACAAUCAAUAAAAUUGAUCUGCAUAAUAGCAGAAAAACAAAACCAAACUGUAUCGCAGAUUUUAACCCCAUUCUAUAAAUAUAUUAUAUCAGUAUUACCAGGAAAUAGAUUAUUUAAUACAUAUACUUUUAAAUCUCAAAUGGGCAUUAUGAAAGGGCAUAUAUUUUGUGCAUUUCAUUCUAUACCAGCAGAAAAUUUGGAUUUGUCUAAAACUACACAUAAAUAUUACUUUGAUAUAUUAUGUACAAUAUGUAGUGACAGUAUUAAACGAGUUUCUAAAAAUAAUAUGAUUAAAUGUUUAACAUUUGACGAGUUAGUUGAAUAUCGGCAAACAGCCUUGCAAGUUUUGGUUAAUUGCCUACAUUUUUUGAAGCAACAAGAUAAGAUAAAAGUAUUUCGAAUACUUUUGAAUGAACUAAAAAGUUCUAAUUUAAAAGUUCAAGAAGCAGCUUACCAGUGUUUAAAAUCAUGUAAUUCGAAAAUGUUGCUACAAUUAAAUAUGGUGGACAAAUUAAUAUUUUAUUAUACAGAUUUAUUUGAAGAUCAUGAUAAAAUAACCUUGGUAAAUAUUCGUUUUAUUUUGUUUUUAUCAAAAUUAUUUCCAUUGUGUCCAAAUUCAAAAUUAUGUACUGUAUUAUUAAAUGCAUUUAAAUAUAUAUGGAGUUAUCUUAAACAAUGCGAAAAUAGAACGUCCAAUGAUCAACUUAAAAUUGCAGAGAACAUAUUAAAAGUGAUUUGCUUUGUUAAAAAUUCACAGUUUUCUCAUAUUCAAGAGAUCUGUGAAAUUAUUUUGAAUGACGCGAUUAUAGACAUAGAAUUAUCUAAUCGAUUACAUCCACUGUUGACCAAUUGUUUACUUAAGUAUCCCGAAAAUAGUGUGGUAAUUUUUUUUCAAGAACGUCAUAUCAAGAAUUCAAUUUGGUGCUCAUUUUUUAAUUCAAUGUUACGGAAUGAACUUUGUAAACCCUUGAGAAAUGUGUUGAUAUCAAACUCUCUACGUCUCGAAACCUUAUUGAUGUCUUCAAAAAAUGACCCAACGAACACUAUUCAAUAUGAAAGUAUAAAAAUUGUUUAUAAUUUGGUGCACAUGGAAAAAAAAUGGAAAUGUUCAAAAAAAUUAAUCAGUUUAUUAUUAAAUAUAUGGACCAAUCCUCAAUAUAAAGAAAGAUUCAAAAAUUUAGCUAACAUAAAAUCAACAGAAUGGAAUGAGCCUAAAAUGUUAAUAAAAAUUGUAUUAGCAUAUUAUAAACAAAAUUUUGAUGAAGUCUUUAUACUAUUCCAAAUACUUCCAAUGUUUUCAAAUCGAUAUCCAUUUGAUAUAAAUUUUUUUAGAUUAUACUUAGAAAAUAGUGUAAUAAAGCCAUGCACUGUUAAAUGGACAAGAUUGGCUUUUUUUAAAUUUAUUGAUUUAUACCAUAAGAAAUCAGUAAAUUGUGAUAUAUUGGGAAGAAUACUUCAAUUCAUAGUACUACCAUGUUUUUCAUUGUGUAUUGAAAAUGGUCAGAGAGAGCAACUAUUAUGUUCAUUGACAAAAUCAGAAGAUAACAUAAUUUCAGUAAUCAUAAAUAAAGUUUUUCCCAAUAUUCGUAUGGUAUUAUCUGGAAGUGAUCAUGAUGGUCUUAAAGUAUUUUUGUGUCAAUUAAUAUGUAUAUUAAUUGAUGAUUUACUAAAUUUCAAUGAUACUGUUUGUGACCUCAUUUAUAAUUCUGUGAUAUCAUGUACAUGGAUUAGAUGUACAAUGGACUUAAAUGUUAAAUAUCACUGCUAUUUGAUUUUAACAUUUAUAAUGUUGUCUAAAAAUGCUGCAAAAAGAGAAAAACUGAACAAUGGUAUAUAUUACGAGCUCAUAAAAGCUAGUUUUGUGGAAGCCUUACCAGUUAUUAAUUAUUCAUUAGACUUAAUAGUUUCGACUGUUUAUGAUAAAAGUUCCACUGAUAUCCAUACAUUUGCUGUAUGUAUGAAAAAAAUUAUGUUGUCUGAUCCUCAAAAUGUACCAAUAUUAAGCCAUAUUUGUUCAUUUGUAAUGAAAUAUAAUACAUUGUUUUACCCAUGCAAACCAUAUUUAUUAAGAAAUCUCUUAGGAUCAUUAUUUCCUAUUGCAAAAAAUAAUAAUGUACCAGAUUACAAAAAAAUAGCCAUUGAUUUAUCUUGUAUGAUUAUUAAAUGGGAACUUACAGAAAAUGAUGGAAAUUUGAAAUUAAAACUUCAACAAAAACGCACAACUGAUGAUAUUCAAUCAACAGUGUCUCAAAAAAAAAAAUCAUCUGAAGCUAUUGAUAGUUGCCUGAAUUUUUUAGCAAUGGUUGGAUGUCAGACAUUUGAUGAUAAACCAGAGAGCAGAAUUAGUAAAUUGGCAUCACGCAGUGCAACAUUGUUUAAAACUAUAUUGUCCACAGAACCAAUUGAUACUAUAGAAGUAAAAUUAAAAUUUGGAUGGGUAGAAAAACUUUUAGAUACCUUUAUUAAAAAAGAGAAACUUGUCAAGCAAAAUCCAAAUGCACAUGGUAACACCAAUGCAAGUGUGAUGAAUGUAUUAACAACAUUUGAUUUAAUUUCGUUUAUGUUAAAUGUUCUAUCUCCUAAAUUAAUGUUAGAAGCUAUUAAACCUCUUCAAGAUCUACUAAUUCAAUUUCUACAAUUAUCACUCAAUGAAGAAUCUAAUAAUAUUCAUUCUAAUCAGAAGGAUAAUUUUAUUCAAAAUCGACUUACUGUAUCACAAAUAAGACAAUAUAAUGAAGGAACUAUAAAAGUAAUUUCUGAAAUUUUAAAAACCUUCUCCACAAAUGAUGGAUUAGAAAAAUUGCAUAUUUAUAUCCAAAUGAUUAUCUCAGAUGGCUUAAAUAGUAAUUGUCCCAUAAAAAUAGAUGCCAGCUUAUCACUAUUAAAAGUUUCAUUAAUACAUUUUUCGAAUUACAUGAAUAGUGAUAUAUUAAAUACUAUUGGAGAUAUAUUGUUUAAAUUUAAUGAAAAUAAUAAGAAUCCUUUGAUUAAAAUUAAAUGUUUGGAAAUACUUAAAACUCAUGUCGACACUUUACAACGUGGUGGGAAGCAAUUGUUUAUUGAAAAAGUUGUUAUGGAAUGUUUGGAUAAGGCAAGGGAUAUUGAAAACAAUAUUCCAUUUGAAGUACAAGUUAAAUGUUUUGAAAUUAUAAUUACUUAUAUAAAAGAUUUACCUGAAGCAACCGAAGGAAUAUUCUUAAAUAAAAUCAUUUUGGAGUAUAUAAAAACUACAACAGAUGAACGAAUUAUGAGGACAAUUUUAAAUGUGAUUAAAAAGUGGAUUGACAUUUGUAGAGAUGAAUCAGUAUUUUUCAACUGUCAAGUAAUUAAAAUUUUAAAAUGCAUCACUAUUCUUAAUCAUUUUCCAAAGUUUACAGAAACUUGUUAUGAAUUGAAUUUAGAAAUUUUCAAGAAUUGGAAUUUUAGCGAGUGUAUUGAGUAUGGCUUAGACUGUAAAUCUCCGUCAAUCAGAAACAAUUUUUUUGAUUUGUAUGAGAAAUUUUGGUGUAAAAAUGGAUUAUGUAUGAGAUUGUAUACAAUUGUGUCUGAUCAUUUAAAUUAUGAUUUAGAAUAUUCAAUUGCAUUAUAUGUUCAACUUUUAUUUGUAAAGAUAUCUAAAAAUAUGAAUCCCCAAGGAAAUUUUCGUUUGAUAGAUAAUAAGAAAUUACCUGACUUUAAUGAAUCUAUUUCCAUUUCGGAAGAAUGUAAUUCUUCAGAGUUGUGUCCAUUAGCAAGAAUUUCAAUGUUUAAUUGGUGUUCCGCUUUGGUACAGUUGAGUUUUGUUGAUUUUAAUCUAGCUAAACAUUUGUGGCUAUCAGUAUUUCCAGGCAUUUGGAAAUUAUUUAAUGAUGACCAAAGAACAUUAUUAUCUUCAAAAGCAGUUAAAUUCUUAGCAAACAGCAAAUUAAAAAAUAGUUUUAUGACAACAUUUUAUGAAGCGAUUAUUCUUUGCAAACCAAAAAUUGUUUUUGAACCGUACCAAAUGGUAUACAUUGGAAAAACAUAUAAUUUAUGGUAUUUAAUCAUUAAUGAAAUGGAAGAUAUAUGUGAAUAUUAUGAACACAAUAAAAAGAAUGAAGCUGUUGAAGGAAUUAUUCAGAUGUAUUCUAUGUUACAAGAAGAAGAUAUGUUAGAAAGUAUUUUUGAAAAUAUUAUUGAAUGCAAGGAUACUAAAAAAGCAUUUUCUCUUGAACAAUUAGGAUGUAUUGAAAUUGCUUCACAAAAGUAUAUUGAACUAUUGUUUUCUGAAAAACAGGUUGCUAUAAUGAACACAACCACGUCUCAUAUAAAAAAUGAUGAAUUUAAACGUAUUCGUCUCACUAAGUGUUUGAGAGAACUUAAUGAAUGGAAUUUAUUACAUGAAAUCAGAUUAGAUGGUACUAAUAUUUUGUUGAAUAUUGAACAUAGAUGGAAAAUAUCAAUUGAAAACUCGACUUGUAGUUAUAAUGAUUUAAAAUGGUAUUUAGAACAUAAACAAAAAAUUUGGCCAUCUUCAUUAAUUUGGAAGUAUCAUUUUUAUUUGGGUAUGUUCGGUUUAAAUGAAUUAGAUCAGCAAGUUACAUCUACAGUUCAAGAACAUGUUGAAAUUGCUAUUGAAGAUAUUGUUAAUAAGUGGAAAGUAUUACCUAAGCAUUUAUGUAAAGCCCAUAUUCCUUUACUUCAAGCAACUCAAUUGAUAGUUGAAAUACGAGAGGCUAAUAACAUCCAAAAUAGUUUUUUAAAUUCACCUCAAAAUAUUAAUAACACUGAAAUACUUAUUGGUAUUUGGAAUAAUAGAAAACCAUGGAUUGGAGAUAAUUUAAGUGUGUGGAAUGAUUUGAUUUCAUGGCGACAAACUUAUUAUUCUUUUUUAAAACAACGUCAUAAUUUAUCAAUGCGUUUCAUAAAAAAUGCUCAGGAUCAAUCAAAAUUAAUGUUUGGAGAUAUUGCAUUAAAACAGAAUAUACUUAAUGUAUGUAUCAAAACUCUAAAUAAAAUAGAUCUAAAGAAUGUUGAUACAUCCAAUUUGUUGUAUAGAAUGUACUUGGAAGGAAAAUAUGUACAGAAAUUGAAAAAAUAUAACGAAGAUUAUAGUGUUAUAGCAAAGUCCCUGGCAAACAAUGUUUUGAUGGAGGAUAUGAAACCAUUGUUUUUAGCAGUUAAAGGAAGUUUUUAUUACUACCGUGGUGAUGAACACAAUGCAUUUAAAUAUUUAUCCAACGCUUUUCAGAACGAAACGAAUGAAAAAUUUGAUUCUAUUGAAUGGCAAAAUGUCAUUGAAUAUAAUUAUAAUUCAUUAUUAGAAAGUAUUAAAAAAAAUAUUGGAAUUAACAAAACACCUUCAGAUGAAUAUGUAACAAUCAUAAACAAUAAUAAAAUAUUGGCAAAUUCUUGGGUUCAUUGGGGAACAUUGAUUCAGUUAUUUUUUUGCCAAAUGUCAAUUAAAGAUAUACAAAUUGCAUUAUUAGCUAUGAAAUGUUACAUUAUAGCAUCUAAAUUAAUUACUAAAAAAAAAUGUAAUGCUGUAGUGGCUAGAAUUUUAUGGCUUCUAAUAUACGAUGAUAAUAAUAAUAUAUUAUUGCGUACUCUUGAAAAAUGCAGGAUUAUGUUUUCUGAAAUAUGGCUUCCUCAAGUACUUAAUAUUUGUAUUGAAAAUAAUAAACCAGCCAUUGGUAAAAUUGUAUCAGAGAUUGGAAGUUUGUAUCCCCAACAAAUGUAUUUAAUAUUGAAAAGAAUGUAUUUAACUGAAAAAUUAAAUAAAACGGUAAUAUUUAUUACUUAUAAUACUGAAAAGAUAGAUAUGAAAAUCAAUAAAAUCAAACAAAUUAUGUUAUUGUUAAAAAAAAAAAAUUUUGGAUUCUUUCAAUUAGACUAUUUUGUAGAUCAGAUAAAAAAUUUGAAAGAAAGUUGGGAUGAAGAAUUACGUCGAAAUCUAUAUGAUUGUUUAUGUCGAAGUAAUGAUUAUGCAUUUAAAAAUAAAACUUUAGAUAUCCAGGUUCCAAGUGAAAUUUUAAAUUUAAUUGAAACUAUUAUAACAUGGUUAAAGACUCGUAAUGCAAACACAGUUAAAUUUGAAAAGACUUACUACUACGAGUACACCAAGAUACAGUUUCCAUUGGAUUUCAGCUUCACCUCAGUUCCUAGUAUCAAAUUUAUAGUAAAACUGCUGAAGAACUGGAUUAAAUAUUUAGAAAACAUAUCAACCUAUCCAUCAAAAUUUAUUCACCAAUUUCGAUGUUCUACUAUCCAUAAUUUUGAUUGGUCUGGGAUAAGACUUCCAUGUGACCAUUAUAUUGAAGAUUUUUUUAACACCGUAAUGAUUCACAAUUUUGGUGGUUAUGUAUAUCUAAAAGACAAAUGUGGCACUGUUGUCAAACAGAUAACAAUUCGUGGAACUGAUGGUCUGUUAUACGCCUAUAAUAUUUCGUGGAGUCAAUAUAUUGAGUCUGAAGAAAGAAUAUACCAGUUAUUCCAUAUAAUUAAUGAUUAUUUGCUUGAUUUUAAAGAAACAGCUAAAAGGUUUUUAAAAAUCUCAGUUCCAAAAACAUUUACAAUAUCACCACAAAUACGAAUGGUUGAAACUAAUAAAUCAUUAAUUUCUCUGCUCGAAAUAUAUAAAGAAAAUACUACAACUGAUUGGAUUAAUGAGGAUAUCGAAUUUUGGUUUUCAACAUUGAAAUAUUGUGUUAUGUUGGAGAGACCUAAUCCUUUGCAAACAUCAUUACUUAUAGUACAGAAACAAUAUUGUUCUGAUGAAUUAUUGAAAAAUUGGGUUUUAAUGAAAUAUCCGUCACCAUCAGAUUAUUGGACAUUUCGUAAAACUUUUAUUGAACAUUACUCGGUGCUUUGUUUUUUGGAAUAUGCAUUUAACUUAAUCAAAUUAAAACCUGAAAUGCUAUGUAUAGACAAAAAUAGCGGAGUGGCUGCAGUUUUAAAUUAUACAUUUUUUUUAAAUGAAGUUAACGGAAAAUUAGCUCAAAAUCAAAAUACACCUUUUCGAAUGACACCAAACAUAACAAAGUUUAUUACACCUUAUCGAAAAUAUCAAAUGAUAAAUUGCCUAACUGCAACUGGCCAAUGUUUGUUCCACAGUAUUGAUGAUAUAAGUGCUAAGCUUAAAUUAUUAUUAAAAGAUGAAUAUAUUGCUGCUUUCAAUGUUAAAAAUAAUCAAGGCCUUAUGGAUAAUAACCAAAAAACAAUUGAUGCAGUUGAACAUAAUUUUAAUCAUAUAUUGAAUAACUUUAAAGAUUUCGAACAUUUUUCAAUACAAAAUCAGAUUCCUAAUCUCUUAAGCAAAGCUAUACUUUCAGAUGUCUUAUGCUUUGAAAACCCUAAUUGGCGCCCAUGGUUAUAAUUAAGUUACUAUAAAAAUUACCAAUUAAUAAUUAUAAAAAUUUUAAAUUAUUUAUUGUCUUAUUAUUAUUA